ACGCCCCGACCUGUCAACCCGAAGCGUCCAUUCUCAGGUCGAAUCAAAAUAAACCAAAAGGUGAAUUAACCACAAAUGAUGUGAGAGCCGUUGCCUCCGAAAAAUGCAGUCGGGCCUCCUCAACUGAAUCUCCCCCAUCGCCAAGACGCACUGCCACUUUUCCCGCACCCAAAAAUAAACAAACGCACAUAACCUCAAUCUUCCACCGCCGCAAGAAAAUGGUAAGGAAACGCUCCCGCAAGUACGAGAGCGACGACAACGACAGCGACAGCGACCUAGACUGCGACUUCGAGACCCAGUCGAGGCCGGCGCCCAAGAAGUACAGCCUGCGGGAGCGCAAGGCCCCCUUGUUCACCACGGACUUCGACUACUACGGGCUCGACGAAGACGACGCCGAGGCGCGGAAGCAGUCCACGGACGACGAGGACUUCCAGGUGGAGGCGGACGUGAACGGGGCGAGGAGCUUCUUCGAGCCGGACCCGGACGUGGACCCCCAGAAUUCUGAAGGUCUGAUCGAUUUUGAGGACAUAAUAAGGGCCGACAUCGUGGUCAACAAGAAUAAGAUAGACUAUGACAAUAUGAUACAGAAGACGGAGAUUAAAUUGACGCAGCAGCCGAAAAAGCGGGGUCGGAAGCCGAAAAUCCGACCCGACGGCGACAUCAAGAAGGAAGAACCGACUGAGACUCAGUUUGUGUGUGAGCCAGAUUUGGGUAGUCUCGAAUUGCAGAAGCAAGAGAUCGAGGAAGUGAAGGAGGAGAGGACUGAAAACCCACAAGACGCUAAAGAUAAAAGCGAAGGGCUUCCGAAUGGCGACGUUUUGGAAGGUUUGGAGAACGGUGAUACCCAAAAGGGGGACAGCGAGUCCCCGGGGAAGGAACGAAAUAGUAUAGAGAUGGUGAUGUUAGAACCUCCUCCUAUCCAGGAGGAGGAUAAACAGGAAGACGAAGACGACGAUGUUAUUGUUUUGGGUGAGCUUAAACAGGAUGUCAUUGUUUUAGAUGACUGAGCGAGCGCAAUGACUUGUAUAUAGGGUGUAUAGUUUAAUC
Molecule: messenger RNA, 1047 nt
Organism: Zophobas morio
Lineage: Eukaryota; Metazoa; Arthropoda; Insecta; Coleoptera; Tenebrionidae
Exons: 2
Coding region: 219-1007 (262 amino acids)
Source: RefSeq, a predicted model, not a curated record